Molecule: messenger RNA, 3451 nt
Organism: Chinchilla lanigera (long-tailed chinchilla)
Lineage: Eukaryota; Metazoa; Chordata; Mammalia; Rodentia; Chinchillidae
Gene: Nrg3
Product: neuregulin 3
Exons: 10
Biological process (GO): intracellular signal transduction; animal organ development; nervous system development
Molecular function (GO): chemorepellent activity
Source: RefSeq, a predicted model, not a curated record
GACGGCGGCGGCGGAGGGGCGGCCGGGCCCCCCCGGGAGCUGCGCUGCAGCGACUGCAUCGUGUGGAACCGGCAGCAGACGUGGCUGUGCGCGGUGCCGCUGCUCAUCGGCUGCGUCGGCCUGGGGCUCAGCCUCAUGCUGCUCAAAUGGAUCGUGGUGGGCUCCGUCCAGGAGUACGUGCCCACCGACCUGGUGGGCUCCAAGGGCAUGGGCCAGGACCCCUUCUUCCUCUCCAAGCCCAGCUCCUUCCCCAAGGCCAUGGAGACCACGACCACGACCACCGCCACCGCGCCCCCCGCCACCCCCUCGGCCGCGGCCGGGACCGGCGGCGCCGCCUCUUCCAGGACGCCCAACCGGAUCAGCACGCGCCUCACCACCAUCACGCGGGCGCCCACUCGCUUCCCUGGCCACCGGGUGCCCAUCCGGGCCAGCCCGCGCUCCACCACGGCGCGGAGCCCCGCGGCGCCCCCGACGGCCCUGCCGACCACCACGGCGCCCUUCUCCGGCAGCAGCACGCCGGGCUCGAGGCCCCCGGUGCCCGGAAGCCCCAGCACCCAGGCGAUGCCCUCCUGGCCCACUGCGGCGCACGCUACCUCCUCCUACCUCCACGACUCCACUCCCGCCUGGACCCUGUCUCCCGCUCAGGACGCCGCCGCCGCCUCCACCGCCCCGGAACCUAGCACCGGCCCCAAAUUCCAUACAACAACAUAUUCCACCCAGCGAUCCGAGCACUUCAAGCCCUGCCGAGACAAGGACCUGGCCUACUGUCUCAACGACGGCGAGUGCUUUGUGAUUGAGACCUUGACAGGAUCCCAUAAGCACUGUCGGUGCAAAGAAGGCUACCAAGGAGUCCGUUGCGACCAAUUCCUGCCGAAAACUGACUCCAUCUUAUCGGAUCCAAACCAUUUGGGGAUUGAAUUCAUGGAGAGUGAAGAAGUUUAUCAAAGGCAGGUGCUGUCAAUUUCAUGUAUCAUCUUUGGAAUUGUCAUCGUGGGCAUGUUCUGUGCAGCAUUCUACUUCAAAAGCAAGAAGCAAGCUAAACAAAUCCAAGAGCAGCUGAAAGAGUCACAAAAUGGUAAAAACUACAGCCUCAAAGCAUCCAGCAUGAUGUCAAAGUCAGAGAGCUUGGUGAAAAGCCACGUGCAGCUGCAAAAUUAUUCAAAAGCAGAAAGGCAUCCUGUGACUGCAUUGGAGAAAAUGAUGGAGUCAAGUUUUGGUGGUCCCCAGCCAUUCCCUGAGGUCCCUUCUCCUGACAGAGGAAGCCAGUCUGUGAAACACCACAGCAGGAGUCUCUCCUCUUGCUGUAGCCCAGGGCAAAGAAGUGGAAUGCUCCAUAGGAGUACCUUCAGAAGGACACCCCCCUCACCCCGAAGCAGACUGGGUGGAAUCGUGGGACCAGCAUAUCAACAACUUGAAGAAUCAAGGAUCCCAGACCAGGAUACGAUACCCCGCCAAGGGAUAGAGGUCAGGAAGACUAUAUCCCACCUGCCUAUACAGCUGUGGUGUGUUGAAAGACCCCUGGACUUAAAGUAUUCAUCCAAUGAUUUAAAGACCCAACAAAAUUCGUCAAUAAAUAUGCAACUGCCUUCACGAGAAACAAAGCCCUAUUUUAAUAACUUGGAUCAAAAGGACCUGGUGGGAUACUCAUCCGCAAGGGCCAGUUCUGUGCCCAUCAUCCCCUCGGUGGGUCUAGAAGAAACCUGCAUGCAAAUGCCAGGGAUUUCUGAGGUCAAAAGCAUCAAAUGGUGCAAAAACUCCUACUCUGCUGACAUUGUCAACGUGAGUAUUCCUGUCAGCGACUGUUUUAUAGCAGAACAGCAGGAAGUGAAAAUAUUGCUAGAAACUGUCCAGGAGCAGAUCCGGAUUCUGACUGAUGCCAGGCGGUCGGAAGACUACGAGCUGGCCAGCGUAGAAACUGAGGACAGCGCGAGCGAAAACACAGCCUUUCUCCCCCUGAGUCCCACGGCCAAAUCGGAACGAGAGGCACAAUUUGUCUUAAGGAAUGAAAUACAAAGAGACUCGGCAUUGACCAAGUGACUGGAGACGUAGGGAUCUGUGCAGUCGAUGCUUUGCUCAACAGGAAAGAGAGGAAAUUAAAUACAAAUUAUUUAUAUGCAUUAAUUUAAGAGCAUCUACUUAGAGGAAACCAAAUAGUCUAUCGCCCUCAUAUCAUAGUGUUUUUUAACAAAAUAUUUUUUUAAAGGGAAAGAAAUGUUUCAGGAGGGAUAAAGCUUACCAUGGAAGCUUUUGGGUAGAAUUCUGAAUCCAAUUUUAGUUAGUCCUAACAUUGUCCUCUUUGGGUCUCAGAAGAUGUGGGCAGUUGAGACCCUUGGUCGUAUAGUGCCAAGGUCCCCAUGAAGGAAGCACUGGCAGGUACCUGGUUUAAGAGAAGAGCUCUGUCCCACGGAUGAUGUGCCAGGGAGCAGGUGGCCCUUGCCAUUCGGCGUGCUGAUCCCAACCCCUAAAUUUCUACUUAGCCAACACCCGUAUCACAGGUUAUGUCAUGUCAAGAAAUGUAGUGUUUUGUAUUUGAUUUUUGAAGAAUGGCACAAAAAUUGCAUAGAGGAGACAGCCAAUGGCGGGGAGUAAUUGGAGCAAUCUUUGCUGUACUCAUGCACCAUCUUCCUCUGAAAUUUGAAAGCUCCACAUCUCAGAGGGAGGUACAAAAUUAUUACAGAAAAUAAAAGAGACAAGAAACUCACAACAUCGUGUCACUAAGACGAUGCUAAUAGAAAUGUUUUCCUUGGAGUCUGUUUAGAAGCUCUGAAGGAGCAUUUCUCAGUGCGUGUGCGUGUGAGUGCACAUGUGUGAGCGAGCGUGCAAGGGUGUGAACUUGCUCCCUUGAGCACAUAUGCUCUUGCAGUGUGUUCUUUGUGCGUAUGCGUGUGCAUGUGUGUGUGUAUUAAGCUUGCUAAAAUUUGUUCUAAAACAUCAGGGAACCUAAUAGUCAGAUAAAAAUUUUUCCCUCUUGGAUCUGUUCACUUUAAAUUUUUCCAUUCAAUAUACUGUUCAGUUAGUGAGUUCUUAAAUCAAGGUCACUUGCAUGGUGGGUCCUAGAAACCUUGACAACGUCUAGACAAUUUUAUGAUGUGAAUCCUUUUGAAAGGAACAACUAUUGGCUUAUUGAUAUCAGUAUUACAAAGUGUAUUGAUGGGGGAUGUGUGUUUAUUUUGAACCAUGUCUACUUACAUUAGUUACAUGGGCCAAUUAUCAAAUUGACAGUUACCAUUUUCUUUCUCAUUAGCCUCAUUGCUAUUGGUUUUAGAGCAAGUCUACUAUGUGUGGACCAAGGAAGGCAUCGGCUUCUGUGGUUAAUAUGGAAAGAAUAAAUUGUUGAAAUCAAAAGCCCAAACUAUUCAGUUCACAAGAAACCCCCCAAAGACCAGGAAAUUGUGUUGUAUGUUCAUUUGGAAUAAAGCAAUAUUUUUACCACUGCUAAGGUGAACUGAAA